Paramecium sonneborni is the source of this 3054-nucleotide messenger RNA. The record is from the annotation of a GenBank genome assembly. NCBI's taxonomy places the organism in Eukaryota, Ciliophora, Oligohymenophorea, Peniculida, Parameciidae.
CACAAUAUAAAUGGACUUUAAUUUGUAAACCAUCUUAGACUGCCCCUUAACAAUAUAACUUUCUGAAUAAUAAAUAAUUGUAUAAUAAUCUCAUAUUUUUAUAGCCAUUUAAAAUUAUUGUUAAAUGUUAAAACCAAGAACUAGCAUUAUAUGUAAAAAUUAAACAUAUUUCAGACCUAUUAAAGGCCGGUAACAAAAAAAGAUGGAUUUUUAUUUGAUUUUAUGAAUGAAAGAAAUCUUAAGAAUUUAGCGAAUGAUAUUCAGGAUUUUAAGAUUUAGUUAAAAGAAGAGUGUGAAAGAUAGGGAUCAGAAGAUAAUAAUAUUGAAGAUAGAUAUGAUGCUACUUGUAAAUUAUUCUUGGGCACUUAAUAUUUAAAAAUAUCAAAUAAUAAAAGAAAAUAAGAUAAUUAUACAAAUUUCAAAUUAAAAACAUAAUUAUUAUAAAAUAGUGAACACAUAUAAAGUUAAAUUUUUUAAGCAAAUAACCAUCUACUUUAUCAAAGUGCAGUAGUUUCAAAACCUGAUUAAGAUGAUAUACCUUUAAAAGUAAUUAUUAUUAAUAAACAUUUUAGCAGCUUUAAAUCUAUGAAAAUAAAUCCUAGAAAACCCUAGUUUGUGGUAUUUAUGAAGACGAAAGUUAAUCUUAAGUCGUAGCUUUUAUCAAAUCAUUUAAAGAUUAAAAUGUUGAUUUAGUAAUACUUUGUAAUGGAAUUGAUUCUUUAGAGAUAAAACUUAAAGAAUGUCUUUUUAUGAAUAAUGAUAAAUCUACCAAAAUAAAAGAGGAAAUAAAAAAGAAUUAAUUUUCAGUUGAUAAUGCUUUAGUAUUAUAAUAUUAAAAGAAUCAAGAUAACCUUCCUAGAGUAAUGUUUAUUAUUAAGUACUUUAAAUCCUCAAAUUAUGAUCUAUAAAGAUGGAUUUAUAAGGGAAUUGGUAAAUAUUUUGAUCCUGAUUAUUUUUAUGUCACUCAGUGCUCUUUACUUUAAUAAAAGGAUUCAAUUACAACUUAAAUGAAUUCUAUAAUUAAAAGGAAUUUAUGCGGAAUAACAGGAAAUAUCUUACAUAAUUAAUUUUCUUCUUGGAAUCCAUUAAAUCAUAAUAAUGCAUUUUUAUUAGAAAAAACAAUAGAUGAACUUGAAAAUAUAUCAAAAAAUAAGUUAUUUUCAAUUAUGGAUCAUAAUCCUUUUUUCUGUUUUUAUAAUUGGCAAAAAGUAAAACAAUUUAUUGAUUCUUAUUUAUAAAAAAUUAUUAAGUCAGAGAGCGAUUAUGUUUAAAAUAUAAUUUCAUAGGGUGCAAAUUACAUAUUACCAAGCUUAGCUGCAGAAAAAGGGUUGUUUUUUGGUAAAUCAAAUCAUAUCAUUGCGAAAACAUAAUAUAGUGACAAAUUAUCAAAAAAUAUGAAUGAAUAAAGAAAAAGAAGAAAUUCUAAAAUUUAUGCUAAUUAUUAAUUUUAAAGUACAUAUUUCUCUGAAAGUUCAAAUUGGUAGUUCAAUAAUUUUACUAAAAUUAUUUAAUUAAUUGCCUUAAAACUCAUGUUUAUAUAUUCAAGUUUGAAUAAUUACUUUAGUAUAAGUGCUAUAUUAUUUAUUUUCACUUAAAGCUCAUAUGACUUUUUUGGUAAUGCAUUUGACCAUUAUUAUUUAUAUAUUUUGUAAUUCUCAAUUCCUGCCUUAUUUAUUUUCAGUGUAGUUAUAUUUUUAAUUUUUACUAUUUUAUUUACAAGUCAAUAUAAAAUAGCCAGAGUCAAACGAACUAAAGAUUAAAUUUUUGUUAAUGGAAGUUUAGUUUUACAUAUUAUUCACAGUCCUUCUUUUAAUUUUUGUUCUUACUUUAUUGAAAACUAAAAGUAAUCAACUAUUUAAACAAAAAAUAAAAAAAAUAUAGACGCUAGAAAAAUUAAAUUUAUUGGAUCCUCUCCAAAUUAAAAUGUUUUGAACUUGUUUUUUGAAUAUGAAAAAUCCCUCUAUUGUGCUUAACAAAAUUAAACAAAUAAUAUUCUUGAUGAAAUAUUAAAAAAAGCUCGAUUGAGCCAAAAAUCUAAAAAAAAAAAUGAUUUUGUUGAAUACUUUGCUAAAAUAGAAGUAAAUGAACUUUGCUUUAAUUUUUAAAAUGCCUAGUAAGAUGCUUCAGAAUAAUUUAAGGUAUUAUUUUAUUUGAUGGCAGUUUUUAAUUUUAUCUUUUUGGCAUUAAUUAUACUGAAUUUAGUUUUCAAUUAUAAUUUUAAAGUUGGAGAUACAUAUAGAUUCAUAAUUCUUAUUAGCGUUUUAAUUAUAAUUUUAGAGAAGGCAGUAUAAAUACAAAUUUAUUAAUUGCAUAUAAAAAUUUUUGUUAGAGGAUAUUUGAGUUAUUUAUUUUACUAUCUAGUUGUAAAAUUUGGAAUGAAGUUUUACGAAAAAAUAAAUACUGAUAAUAAUAAUGAAAAUGAAAAAAUCAAAGAAUUUUAUUAUCAUAAAGUUCAACAAUUUGCCAUAUGGAUAUCAUAUAACAUAGCUUUUCUAUUUAUUUGUUUCAUGAUUGAAGCCUAUUAUGAGUUUUGUGGAUAUGUUUUACUAUCUUUUUUAUGCUAUUUUGCGACAUGCUCUUUAUUGACUAUCUUUUUCACUGUGAUAUCAAAAUGCUGCUGUUAUAAUUUCAAGAAUUCAAGAACUUAAAUCAAUGAAAUUUAAAUUGAAUCUUACCAAUAUGAUUUAGAAUAAUUUGUAUUGUCUGAAGAAGCAGAUUAUGAAAAUUAAUUUUUAUAAAUUUAAUAAUAGGCAAAUACAAACUUCUACGAAUAAUAGGGAAGAUAUUAGAUUUUAUAAUCAAACAGCUAGGUUUUCUAACCAAACAGCCAUCAACCAGAUCCAAUUAUAUUAACUUAAAAUCCACUACCUAUUAUUGAAGAGAACGAUUCAUUAUUACAUAGCAAACAAACUUCAACUGGUUAAUUUGAUAAUAAAAAUUCAAGUUCUAGAAGUUCUGAAAAAGUUUUAAAAAAUUAUGAAAAUGACAGUUAAGAUAGUAUGCUAUAUUCAAAUAUAGGUUUGAAUCAAAAAAAAUAAUGAAAUUUAUGAAAUG